GCAAAAAAGGAAGAAUGAGAAAAAAAAUGCUCGUUUUGGGCAUCAUUUUUCAUGCUAGUUUAGUUCCAUGAUUGCAUCAUUUUCUUUGUAAAUCAUAAUUUUCAAUUGUGAUGAAUAUUUCAGCUGUUUGCAAUUCAAUUUGGGCUUACGCAUUCAAUUAUGUCUGAAAAUCCAGUUCAAAAGGCAAAUCCAUCUAGAGAAACUAGCAUAAAAAAAAGCAUUUGUUUAUUUGCGCCACAUUUGAGGUUGUGUACACUUCAUGCGGCGAUCUGUCAAAAAUCAGUCGGUUGUCAUUGGAAAAACGCGCGCGUUUGCACAUCUGUUUAUGUCGUAUUGUGACGAAAGACUCAUUAGUGAUACAAUUCUGGAGUUUUAUUUCUGCUGUAGCUAAGGGAAAAAUGUCAAUACACUUGAAAUUGGACAAUGCUGAUUUCGAUCAGCCCAAAGAGAAUCACGUCCAAUUGCAAUUCAUUCCAGCGAGCGUUGAAGAAUCGGCCAUCGCAAAUGUUGAUCAGUACUUCAACAACUACACAACUGAAGUCGAUGGAUUUCUCAAGAAUUCGCUGCGUGGUUUCCCGUUGAAUGGGUGUCAAUUCCAAGUGCCAGAAUCGCAUCGGGGCAUUGUUUUCCAAGAGGAUCAACGACCACUGGACGAAAAUGCUGAGCGUACGUUCAAAGUGAGUGGCAUCUUCAAUGAGUUCACCUACUGGAAUUAUGACAAAGUACCGUCGGACAACGAUAAACUAAAGCAAGCGCUCGACUGGAACAAUUUUAGCAAAGCGUUGCAUACUCCAAUCACCCCAGAAGAAUAUGAAGCCGAACAAGUGAAAUCAUAAACAUUCCAUCAUCUUCUGUCCAAGCUAACUUUACCACAACUCAUCUAAAAUCGAUAGUUUUAAGUUCAUUCUCAAUAAAUUAAGAAAAAAAAUCCCCACAUAGAUCCCAAAAUGUUUGAAUUAACAAAAAUGCCAAUAAAGAAAAGAAAAAAAAAAAUUCAAAAUCAAA
Molecule: messenger RNA, 1005 nt
Organism: Sitodiplosis mosellana (orange wheat blossom midge)
Lineage: Eukaryota; Metazoa; Arthropoda; Insecta; Diptera; Cecidomyiidae
Product: ribonuclease H2 subunit C
Exons: 3
Coding region: 399-836 (145 amino acids)
Biological process (GO): RNA catabolic process
Cellular component (GO): ribonuclease H2 complex
Source: RefSeq, a predicted model, not a curated record